CAGCGCGGCGAUCCCGGCGUGCACCGCGGCGCGCGGAGCCGGCGACCGGGCGGCGGGAGCGGACGGCUGCGGCUUCGCCGGCGGCUGGGGUCGUCAAGGCGGGGACGACAUGGAAGUGAAGGAUGCUAAUUCUGCACUGCUCAGUAACUACGAGGUGUUCCAAUUACUAACUGACCUGAAGGAGCAGCGUAAAGAAAGUGGAAAGAAUAAAUACAGUUCUGGGCAACAGAACUUGAAUACUAUCACCUAUGAAACAUUAAAAUACAUAUCAAAAACACCAUGCAGGCACCAGAGUCCUGAGAUUGUCAGAGAAUUUCUCACAGCAAUGAAAAGCCACAAGUUGACCAAAGCUGAAAAGCUUCAGCUGCUGAAUCACAGGCCUGUGACUGCUGUCGAGAUCCAACUGAUGGUAGAAGAGAGUGAAGAACGGCUCACAGAGGAGCAGAUCGAAGCUCUUCUCCACACAGUCACAAGCAUUCUGCCCGCGGGGCCGGAGGCUCAGCAAAAGACAAACAUCAGCAGUGACGUGGCAAUGGAUGAAGAGGACCCGGCAUAGAGGAGUGCAGCUGGCCGGCAUUCGUGAAGACCGAAGGCCCAGCAGCCAUUUCCUGGACUUUGAGAGGAUUGUUGAUUUGAUUUUAGCCUCUAUCCCAACAGGCCCGAUUUCAUGGUCAGUUGGGUAAAUCACAAAAAUAAGCCUUUCUCAAAAACAAGCUGAACAGAAAUAUUUGUGCCUCUGGGAAAAGAAACAUGGUGAAGACAGGCUAAGGUUGUCAGGGCAGAGAGCUCAAGAGCAGAAGACGAUGACUGUGGACCCCUCUGUGGUAGAAAUGUUUCCUCUAUGGCCUUUGCCCCAGUUGCGGCGAGGUCUCUGUACACAGCGGGUGAAAUGCUGUGUUUCCGUUGAUAGGCUGUGUCCUAAUUAGUUUCAUCUGCUUCCCUGGGAGCCUCCCAAGCAGAGGCUCAGAGCUGCUGGGAUGAGAGCUGGAUUAGGAGAAUCUGCUUAGAUGACUGAAAACUCCCACAGCUGCAGAUAGUUGCUCCAGGUUACAGUGAGCCACUGACCUUGGCUUACCUUAGAGGAAUUUCCUCGAGAACAGCAGAGAUAAGAAAAGGCAGGCCUGGCCAAUUCAUCAGCUCUGAAUGCCCCUUUCCUCUGCUGGCAUAGGCUUUGUUUAGUCUUAAAUGUUAGGGACCAGCUCAUGCCAGUUGAAAAAUUGGAAAGCGGCACUCCAGGCUGAAUGACAGUGGCAACAGAAAUGCAGUAUUGUCUGCCUUCCUGACUGCCCUCAGUUUCCUUCCCUGAGACAGCAGCCCAGGGCUGGUGCCGGCUGUGGAGACUGGGUGAGCCUCAUUUGCACAAUGGGCAAAUCAUUUACAUCUCUAAAGAGGGCACAGUUAUAUGUAGCUCUUUCCAUGGACAGAAUGUGUAAGAACCAGAGGUUGAUUAGUAAGAAUUUGAAUUUGCUGGCUGUUGCAUUAGUUUUUGAAUUUAAAAUAUUAUGAUGAGUAGCAUGUGAGGACCUUUUUAAUAUUCAGGCUUUGGAAAGUUUAGUUGCUACAGGAAUGUGGUUGCUUUAGGUCCUAGGAGUAUUGUUAAAAAUCAGAUUUACCAUAUUCACUCUGUUCUCUGUUUGGGGAAAGAAAAUGGCCAUAGACAUUAGUUUUUUCAAAUUGGUACUCAUUUUGUAAGACGACACAUCUUCAGUGCUACUGUUAAUUGGAUAAUUUUUCCCGCCCUUGCAACUCCUACACCCCAGCUCCCAACUGAUUGCAGUUAUAUUCAUCUGAACUUUAUCAUCCAAGGAUCACCUGAAAUCUGUUUACAGGCAACACUGAAAGUAACAGCUUGUCUUUUUAACUCUCCAGUGUUGGGAAUUUGACCAGGAGCUGUUGAUUUAGUUGUCAGGGCACACAAGUGCCUAUCUCAUUUGUAUGCCAUUUCUUUUUAAGUGCGUUAGGUGGUUUUUCUUGAUGGAUUGAGGGCUUCCUCUAGUUAAUAAUAAAGUUUUUCCCAGGUGAUUGUCAA
This is a messenger RNA of Lemur catta (Ring-tailed lemur), 2029 nucleotides long. It is a transcript of the gene CRCP, whose product is annotated as CGRP receptor component. Gene Ontology annotation, biological process: transcription initiation at RNA polymerase III promoter. Gene Ontology annotation, cellular component: RNA polymerase III complex. The transcript has 6 exons. The record is from RefSeq and is a predicted model, not a curated record. Gene Ontology annotation, molecular function: nucleotide binding. NCBI's taxonomy places the organism in Eukaryota, Metazoa, Chordata, Mammalia, Primates, Lemuridae. The coding region runs from base 110 to 556 and encodes 148 amino acids.